Messenger RNA from Pocillopora meandrina, 855 nucleotides. Lineage: Eukaryota; Metazoa; Cnidaria; Anthozoa; Scleractinia; Pocilloporidae. The record is from the annotation of a GenBank genome assembly.
AUGGCUGGGUUUAUGAAUAUUGUACUAAAAUUCCUUGUCGAUCAUUUGGACAAGGUCGGGCUAAUUUAUAAGAGAGACAUUGGAUCUUUCUUAAGCUACAAGGUUGGUAAAGGUCACAAAACAACAUUGCCUCCAUCAAAGUCUCAUGUUACGAUAAAUCCGCAAUUUCUCGAGGGCAAGAGAGUUCUGUUCAUCGGGGAUGUCCAUGGCUGUUUUGACGAACUGCAAGAGCUGUACAAUGAAUGUACAGAUCCCAGCAAGGAAACUCUGUUAAUUUUCGUGGGUGAUCUCGUGUUUAAAGGACCCAAGACUCUAGAAGUUAUACGUUUUGUUAGAGAGACAGGCUCGUUUUCCGUCAGAGGGAAUCAUGAACAAUCUAUUUUAACUGAAAUCCUUCACAAAAGAAGAAAAGAACCUGUGCGAGAGAAACGCAAGUUUGUGUACGAUUUGACUCAAGAGGACGAAGAUUUCUUGCAAAAUCUACCUUUCACGAUAAGUGUACCUUCAUUCAAUGUCCUAGUGGUUCAUGGCGGACUGCUGCCGGGAAUACCUGUACAGCAACAAGAUCCUUUGGGUAUGAUGUUCAUCAGAAACUACAUUCCAGAGAAGUUCCAAGGAACAGCAGGAAUUGAGGAAGGCUUGCCAUGGGCGUCAACGUGGAGUGGUCCUCAGCAUAUAGUAUUUGGACACGAUGCUCGCCGAGGUGUGCAGCAAUACAAGUAUGCAACUGGGAUUGACUCUGGAUGUGUGUAUGGGAAUUAUCUGACUGGCAUCUUAAUAGAAGACGGUAUCUGGGCUAAUAGGAAAUUGGUACAAGUCAAAGCAAAGAAAAAAUACACUCUAAAAGAGAGUUGA